AGUGGAGCGACUCUGCCGCAGCUGAACCAAACCUCGCCUUUCCCUGACACAACCAAACAAAAGGCCUGCAAAUCGAGCACGUAUGUGAGAAAGAGACCAAGUGGACGACAAUCAACAUGACAGAAACGACCAAAACCCACGUUAUAUUGCUCUCAUGCGGGAGCUUCAACCCCAUCACAAAGGGACACAUUCAUAUGUUCGAAAAAGCCAGAGAGUUCCUGCAAAAGACGGGACGCUUCAUAGUGAUUGGCGGGAUUAUUUCUCCUGUACAUGACUCCUAUGGCAAACCGGGUCUUAUUUCUAGCAGGCACCGGCUCACCAUGUGUCAGCUGGCAGUGCAGUCAUCUGACUGGAUCAGGGUCGACCCUUGGGAAUGUUAUCAGGACACCUGGCAGACAACCUGUAGCGUACUGGAACACCACAGAGAUCUCAUGAAGAGAGUAACAGGAUGUAUUCUGUCUAAUGUGAACACACCCUCUACAACUCCUGUGAUCGGCCAGCCCCAGAACACCACUUCUCCUAUCUAUCAGAACCGCAACACAGUGAACAAACCCACAGCUGUUAAACUGUGGGGAAAGAUGAGUGAGAGUCUGGGAAAAAUCUGCUGUGUUCGUCCACACGUGGAACGUUUCACCUUUGUUGAUGAAAACGCAAACCUCGGCACCGCAGUGCGCUAUGAAGAAAUCGAGUUGCGUAUCCUGCUCCUGUGUGGCAGUGAUCUACUGGAGUCCUUCUCCAUUCCUGGGCUGUGGAACGAGAGUGACAUGGAGGUGAUUGUAGGUGACUUUGGGAUAGUGGUGGUGCCUCGGGAUGGAGUUGACACAGAAAGGAUAAUGAAUCAUUCCUCGGUGCUUCGUAAGCACAAGGGCAACAUCACUGUGGUGAAGGACGAUAUGAACCAUCCGAUGUCAGUCGUCAGUUCAACUAAGAGCAGACUGGCUCUCCAGCAUGGAGACGGCCACGUGGUGGACUACCUGACUCAGCCAGUGAUUGACUACAUCCUGCAGAACCAGCUCUACAUCACCGCCUCUGGAUAGGACAGAGGAUAUAACCGGACGCCUGUCUUUAAGCUGCCCUGUCUGUCUCCCUGUGUGUGAUUAACAGUGUAGUCCUGCCACACUCUACCACUGCUUUUUCCAUAUAGAGGAGUGUAACCUAUCUUUCAUCCUUUCUAACUGUAUCAUAGUGACUUGUCAGGAGUAAGGGCGCACUGCAUUGUGUCAGACAGAUCUGCCCUGAACCAGUGUGAUUUGAAAAAAUGCAGGACAUAGGGGUCUAAUGAGGUGAGGGGAAGGAAUGAGAUUGGAAAAGAAAGUGAGUGAUACGGGAAAUGUUACCGGCUUGAAUGUUGGCCUUGCUGUCAGUUUGAUACUGUCUUUCCCUCUAAUUGCAUGUCUAGAGGUUUUCUUUUUAUCGCACGGGUGCUUGAAUAGCCUUGUAGACUGUAGUCUGCUGUGACGAUGUUCACAAAACAAAAAAGUGCUUCAGCGCAUCUCGUCCCUUACUUCAUUUUGUAUUAAUAUGACUCUGUGUACAAAAGAAUUUGGAUUGCUGUCAUUUUUGCAACUGCAACUUUUCUGCUGCACUGUUCUGUUCUUGUUUUCAGCGUGCAUUCAUGCAUAUGACAUUUGUAUUUGAUUGCACAUUAAAGAAUGACCUUUCCUUUUGCGCAGUA
Messenger RNA from Clarias gariepinus (North African catfish), 1675 nucleotides. RefSeq names its product nicotinamide nucleotide adenylyltransferase 2 (gene nmnat2). Gene Ontology annotation, cellular component: Golgi apparatus. The transcript is spliced from 11 exons. NCBI's taxonomy places the organism in Eukaryota, Metazoa, Chordata, Actinopteri, Siluriformes, Clariidae. Gene Ontology annotation, biological process: NAD+ biosynthetic process. Bases 117 to 1037 code for a protein of 306 amino acids. The record is from RefSeq and is a predicted model, not a curated record. Gene Ontology annotation, molecular function: nicotinate-nucleotide adenylyltransferase activity; nicotinamide-nucleotide adenylyltransferase activity.